AUGUUGCACACACAGGAAGCCCCCACGUUAUACCCAUCGGAGGAGGAGUUUUCAGAUCCGAUUAGGUACCUGAGUUCCAAAGAAAUUAUCGGUAUCGGUGAACAAUAUGGAAUCCUGAAGAUCAAACCUCCCAGAGGCUGGCGUCCGCCUUUUGCCCUGAAUCCCGACACUUUCAAGUUCCAUACCCGGUUACAGACUCUGAGCGAGUUGAGUCUGACGAAUCGGUCAAGGCUCUUCUGGCUUAACGGAUUUAAUAAUUAUUUGAGGAUGAAGGGAAAAGAACAGCUUGAAACUGGUUUCGCAGACCUGAAGAGGCCUCUAGGAGAGCACCAUGGUUCUACAGGAGCCAAAAAAGAAGUUCAUUUAUACGACUUGUACGUCGAAAAUGAAGCUUACUCUUAUAAGGGGAAAUUUGAGGAUGAAAGCCUGUACCGGGAUUUUGUGGAGUAUGUCCAUUUUUUGAAGAAUAAGGGACAAGAGAGACCUGCCAGAACAAGCGUCAGCUGUCAGAUGAAGGACAUGUUUAGGAAGAAGAAAAGCAACGCUUGCGAGAAAUGCGGCAAGCUGGACGAGCCAGAUACUAUUCUCAUUUGCGAUGACUGCAACAGAAAUUUCCACAUGAGAUGUUUGGAGCCGGCUUUGAAAGAGGUUCCCGACACCGACUGGUUUUGUGACGACUGUUUGAAAGGCUCCUCUGCUGAAUACGGAUUUGAAGAGGACUUUGAGUCGAUCUACACCAUUCGCGAGUUUGCCCGUGAAUGCGACGACCUCAAGACACGAUAUUGCAACGAGAUGUUCAACGGAGAUAUGAAUCCCUCCGUGGAUGCGAUUGAAAAAGUCUUCUGGAGACUUGUCGACACGCAAGAUGAAGAGGAGGAGGAUUUCGAGGUCCGAUAUGGUGCCGAUAUCCAUAACGAUGGACCAGGUGAAGUUUCCGCAUUCCCAACAAGAUCGCACCCAUUCAAAGAAGAAUAUGACAGAUAUCUUGACCAUCCCUUCAAUUUGACAAACUUGCCUUUCGCAAAGGGCUCGCUCCUCAGCUAUAUCAAAGAGAACCGAGAUCAGAUAUCGGGAAUGACCAUACCCUGGCUGUACAUCGGCUCCAUGUUUUCGACGUUCUGCUGGCACAAAGAAGACCAUUACACGCUGAGUGCCAACUACUGCCAUAUGGGAGCCACAAAGAAAUGGUACGGGAUUCCCGCUGCCGAUUGCGAAAUAUUUGAGAGCGUGUGUCAUGACCUUUGUCCGGACUAUUUUUCCAAGCAGCCUGACUUGCUACAUCAGCUGGUGACGCUGCUAUCGCCGGACCGGAUAUCAGAACUGGUAAGACAAAAAUUUGGCCGGAAGAUUCGCAUCUUCUCUGUCAAUCAAGAGCCCAACGAGUUUGUGAUCACAUUCCCGAAGGUUUACCACGCGGGUUUCAAUUGCGGUUUCAAUGUGAAUGAGGCGGUCAACUUUACUAUGCCGUACUGGUUACGCUACGGGAAACAGGCCAUCGAUGAGUACAAGCCGGUAAAAAAGGAAAAUGUGUUCAAUCACUUCAAGCUAUUGCGCAAUAUCUUGGAUGAUUUACGGGCUAGGCAAGGAAUGCCGGAUGUUUGGUGGACCGACUUCGAGACUUCCAGCAUCUCCUCCAUGAUAAAGACUGCAUUUGUCGACUAUCUAACGGCAGUGCGCAAUUACAAGGCCAAGAUGUCCAGCAGAGAUAUUCAGUCUCUCCUCCACGGCUUGGAAGUUAUAGAUUACCAGAACUACAUUAAGUUGCGCGAAGAAGACCGCCCUUCCCGCCAGUCGGACAAAGUCGUUGGCCGCAAGGGAACAAUGAGCACCGAGGAGGAGGCCGAAGAAAUUAUUUGCAUGAACUGCAAGGCGUACCCAAAUUUCAAAUGGCUUGGACUGGACAUGCUGAAAGAAGCGCAACUGGCUAUUGACAAGUACAACAAAUCGCAAGAGUCGCUUUUGCCAACACCUAACCAUACCCCUAAGCAGGACCAAGCGUCUAGCUUUUCCAAAGAGGAGGACGGGGUGAUUAUCAUCUUAGACGAUGACGACGACGACGAGCCACCGGCAAGACGGCGCUCGACCGAAUCGGACGAAGAAGCACCUGUAAGGAAAUCGAGGAGAUUAGCCAAGAAGAGCGAUUCGCCUGUUUCUCACCCAAUUGACGAAGCAAAGCUGGAGUACGAAGCUAAUCUUAGUCUCUUGCGACGCAUAAAAAGAAGAAGGAAGCAGUUCCCAAACUAUGGCAAGGUCUACAUGUGUCUAAAUUGUCUCGAACAACGCCUGGACGACUUCGAGCUUGACCAGUUGAAGUACUGUGGAGCAGUGUUCCUGGAAAACGAGGUCGGGGAACUGGAAAAGUACCUUACUGACCAAUUGGGUGCUGAAGUUGAGAUUUGA
Ogataea angusta is the source of this 2400-nucleotide messenger RNA. RefSeq lists its product as uncharacterized. Gene Ontology annotation, biological process: chromatin remodeling. Bases 1 to 2400 code for a protein of 799 amino acids. The record is from RefSeq and is a predicted model, not a curated record. The transcript has a single exon. Gene Ontology annotation, cellular component: nucleus. Gene Ontology annotation, molecular function: histone demethylase activity. NCBI's taxonomy places the organism in Eukaryota, Fungi, Ascomycota, Pichiomycetes, Pichiales, Pichiaceae.